Messenger RNA from Bicyclus anynana (squinting bush brown), 810 nucleotides. RefSeq lists its product as uncharacterized. Lineage: Eukaryota; Metazoa; Arthropoda; Insecta; Lepidoptera; Nymphalidae. The coding region runs from base 348 to 674 and encodes 108 amino acids. The record is from RefSeq and is a predicted model, not a curated record. The transcript is spliced from 2 exons.
UGCGGGCGGUGUCGUGUAGACGGAACACUAAAGAGUGUUUCAUGUGUUUGUGCUCAUUUAGACCAAGUAGCUUUUCUAAUUAAAUUGUUAUAGCAGAUUACAUCAUUGCUUGAAAAUAAUGAUAUAUAUUCCAUCACAAUUUUAUAAUUGAGAAUGUUAUCAAGAUGAGAUCGUUUUGAUCCUUGUAACGUAUUUCGCACGUUUGUGACACGUUGAUAAUUAGUUUUAUCGACGGAUGCUGCAUUUUAUCUUAGCAAUCUCUUGUUCGAAGCAGGAAACGCUGCAUUGUUUGUCAAAGGUUCACGUUGAACAUAGAUCAUGUUGCGUGCAACAUACAGCAUAUAAAGAUGCGAUUAAUUCCAACCGUGUCAAUUCCUCAUUCAACAGCGAAGAUGAAGAUAUUGUGCUUGUUACUUUUUGGCUUCUGGUUGGCGAUAGCUCAUGGCCAAAAUAUACCGUCAUCUCCAAGUUUUGCAACCAGAAUGCACCAGAAUCUUAGACCAUUGAAACGGGUAGCCAGACAAGAUAUUCCUCCACCUCCAGAUGGCAUACCACCUCCACCUGAAGAUAUUCCUCCACCACCGGGUAUGCUAGACGACCAUCAACACUCCCUUUUACGCAAAAAGAGAGAAGCUAGAGGUGUAGGCGGCUCAUUGCCAACAAGGAAGGGUUGAUCGCAAGUGGAGUCAAUACGUCCUUAUUAAAAUAUACUUACGAGUUACGACCAAUGGCUUUUGUUUCUGAACGAUGCACUAUUGAUAAAAUAUAAUAUUCUUCAGCAUUUACAUUAAAUGUUUUGUUUCUCUUUAA